Bolinopsis microptera is the source of this 1788-nucleotide messenger RNA. RefSeq names its product involucrin-like. The transcript has 3 exons. Lineage: Eukaryota; Metazoa; Ctenophora; Tentaculata; Lobata; Bolinopsidae. Bases 1 to 1788 code for a protein of 595 amino acids. The record is from RefSeq and is a predicted model, not a curated record.
AUGGUUAAAAAUGUCACUGACACUUAUGAGAAUGAAGGAGAUGAGAACGAAGAAGAUGGGAACGAAGGAGAUGUAAACGAAGGAGAUGAGAACGAAGGAGAUGAGAACGAAGGAGAUGUGAACGAAGGAGAUGAGAACGAAGGAGAUGAGUACGAAGGAGAUGAGAACGAAGGAGAUGAGUACGAAGGAGAUGGGAACGAAGGAGAUGAGUACGAAGGAGAUGAGAACGAAGGAGAUGGGAACGAAGGAGAUGAGUACGAAGGAGAUGAGUACGAAGGAGAUGAGUACGAAGGAGAUGGGAACGAAGGAGAUGAGUACGAAGGAGAUGAGUACGAAGGAGAUGGGAACGAAGGAGAUGAGAACGAAGGAGAUGUGAACGAAGGAGAUGAGAACGAAGGAGAUGUGAACGAAGGAGAUGAGAACGAAGGAGAUGAGUACGAAGGAGAUGAGAACGAAGGAGAUGGGAACGAAGAAGAUGUGAACGAAGGAGAUGUGAACGAAGGAGAUGUGAACGAAGGAGAUGAGAACGAAGGAGAUGAGAACGAAGGAGAUGAAAACGAAGGAGAUGGGAACGGAGGAGAUGGGAACGAAGGAGAUGAGAACGAAGGAGAUGGGAACGGAGGAGAUGGGAACGAAGGAGAUGAGAACGAAGGAGAUGGGAACGAAGGAGAUGGGAACGAAGGAGAUGAGAACGAAGGAGAUGUGAACGAAGGAGAUGAGAACGAAGGAGAUGAGUACGAAGGAGAUGAGAACGAAGGAGAUGAGAACGAAGAAAAUGUGAACGAAGGAGAUGCGAACGAAGGAGAUGAGAACGAAGUAAAUGAGAACGAAGGAGACUUCUUCGAAUCUGGCCUGUUUCAGGAAAUGUACAUCGACUAUAUAGUAAGGGAACAUUUCAACUCAUUCAAACUAGAGGUGUUACAAAGUGAAACUGGAAUACGAUUUAAUGAAUUGGAAGAGAUCUGUUAUGAAAACGGAGCAACUCCUGCACUUUUGCUUACCAAGGAGGUCAAUCUAAAGGCUCAUAAAUUGAUGACUUCUGAAGGAGUAUCCGAUGCCUGGAUUGGUCUAAUUUACAAUCACUCCUCUAGUCAACUCUCCUGGGGCAAUUCUUCGAGCACUGGGAUGUAUUUCAACAGUUCCAAGUACUACAUGAACAAUCUGAGAUCGUUUAAUUGUGAUAACUGUAACCUUCGAUAUUCUUACAGCCCUGCUAUUCUUCACCAGAAUGGUUCUUGGGAGUUAGUUGAUGGAGAUUAUUUGUCCGGAGCUGUUCUUUGCAUGGAUAUCGAAAGUGAAGUCGCGGGGAGUUUUAUGGGAAAUUUCUUUCUUUACGAAGUCCCACACGCCUUGGAAUUUGAUAUAUUGUUCUUGAAGGAGCCAGCAAAUUGGAUUAUUGCGGCUGAAAUGUGUUCCCAAACCUUCGGAAUUUCCUUCCUUUCUCCUGUUGUAACGCCUUACCUUCAAAGAAAAGUGGACGAUCUAUUGAAAGCUACUAGACCUGUUCCCGAUCUUGCCUGGACAGGAUUGAUUUUCACCGAUAAGGGGCUCCUGGCUCGUUACUACAAUUUCUCAUAUACUGGGGAGGAUAUUGAUUUGCGACUACACGAAAAGUCAAGAGAGGUUAUGGAUUUGGUGACUAGAGGAGAAAUUGAUGCUGCCCCUGUUGCAAUAACCUCAGAGGGAUUGUUCGUUGUUCUGCAUCUAAACAGUACUGUGGAAGCAGUCAUCUGCAGCACAAUAAACCCAGACCUCUUGAGGCUCAAGGAAGACCCAGGUAUAGGAUGA